CGGGAGGACCACAACACACACCUUGGUUAACCAUGCUUACCUCGCUACUCUUCGCCUUCGGCCUCCUGCUGGCGUCGUCAGAGGCCAAGACCUUCAGGACGAACGAAGACCCCAUCGGUACGUCGAGUCCAAUCGACACAGCGCGCCAGUCGGUGCUGGCAGUGAUGAAGAGCGUCCUCGGUGUUGGAGGACCUGGAGACGCCGUUGGUAAUGUCGGCUCACUGGUUAUGCCGAUGCUUCUUCAGCAGAUAGGUGGUGCCGCGGGCUUCAAAGAUCUCAUCUCCGAUAGCCUCGGGCUUCACGAAGACUUCUUGAAGCCUGUGAUGAAAAUCUUAGAAGGGAUGAAUAAGCUUGGAGAUGUUUCCCCCAAGUCCUUCGGUAACAGCAUCAAGGACGGCCAUGAGGGCGACGAUGAGGGAGAGUCUGACCAUUCAGCCUCGGAAUGGACCAACAUUAACCACCAGUUUUUGGAUGUGGUGAAGAGUGCUUUGGAGGAGGAGCUCGGGGAAUUGCCGUCUCUGCUGCCGACGACUGCUGUAGGAGGCUUCAAGGACGGUGGGAACGAGGACAUGAGUCCAUCCGGUGUAUGGAUGCUGGUUAAGUCCACGUGGCAGCGGGUCCUAUCCUACAUGGAAGAGGAAAACGCCCUCCCAUCCUUCAUGCAACUUAUGCCGGUAAGGAUUAUCGACCGCGUCGUCAACCUCGGAGACGACCUCAACCUCAUCAACUUCUUGGCCAAAAAGCUUGACAGGGACUUCGCAGAGUUCAUCGCAGAGGAGAUCAACCCGUAUCUCGGGCCCCUGAAAAGCUUCGACAGCUUCUACAACUUCACCAGAGAGAACGGCCUGAGCGGCGUCCUGGACUACUUCAGGAGCAAGAACUUCGGCUACACCAUAAGCGCGAUGUCCCGUUUCAUAACCGCCUACUUCGACGACUCUUUCUCCGACGACCUGGCGGACCAGUACAUCGCCUUCAUAUCCUUCAACAACACUGAUCUGUACAACUUCUACUCGUCGCUGCUGAGGAGUCACAAGUCCUCGGGCGGGGAGGACGCGGGUCCCGGCGGGAGGGUCAGGAGGGAGGAGCUCCAGAAGGCCACCAAGGAGUACAAAUUCAACGGAUACGACUUCCAGCCGAAGGCAAUUCAGGAUGAUUCAGUUCGUGACCUGGCCAGAGACGGCGGGUAUGGAGGCGGCGGCCAGAGCAGCGGGGGCGGCUAUGGCGGCUCUGGUGGCGGCGGCGGGUAUGGCGGCGGUGGUGGAGGAUAUGGCGGUGGUGGCGGUGGAUAUGGCGGUGGUGGCGGAGGAUAUGGCGGUGGUGGCGGUGGAUAUGGCGGUGGUGGCGGUGGAUAUGGUGGCGGAGGCCACAGCCAACCCAGCAGCGGAAUGAUGAUCGACCCGUCUGUAGUGUUGAGCUCCGUGGCCAUUGGGGCACUUCUGGGAUUCCUGCUCUUCCGCCUCAUCCGUGGCACUCGCAGAGGCCGGCGGGACAUCGGCGACGGGUCGUUGUCCCUGUGGCUGUCGGACAUGCCCGACAAGGUCCUGCCGUGGGACUCCAGCGUCCAGCGCAUGAAACGACACGCCCAAAGCUUCAACGUGACUGGAGAAGAGGAGUUCAACUUGCCGGACUCCUUGAGAGGCAACGUGUGGUCCUCUGAUCCCGUGGUGGGCGACGACCUGCUGGAGGAGGACCUCGAGGAAGACGACGUCGCCGACCACCUCAACCACCUGUGGAGGGUGUACAAGCACAGCAACGAGACCGCCUGCGUCCACUACCACCUGUGUGACGUAAUGGCCAACAGCACAGCAGAGAGGCUGACUGGAAGGGACUCCAGCAUGGCUCUUCUGAUGGCGUCUAUGAGCAACCUGAUGGGCGUGGCAGGAUCAGGUCAGCUGAUGGAUGAUGUCAUUCAGACGAUGGUGCUGGGCGCCCCUUACACCUGUCCUACCCUCUCUCACUGCAAUCUGUAGCUCCUUGGAGACACUUGAAGGACUACCUGAAGGGCUAUAGCUCAUUGGAAAGUCUCCUUCUAGAGCUAUAGCUCCAUACAGGGACACCUGGAGUUCUAACGUCCCUCCAGGCGUUUCAGCUAAGCAUAGUAGUAGGCAUCCAUCAGUCUCAGGAGACUAAUGGAUGCCUACAGCUAAGCAUGCCACCUUCACAAAGGUUCACUACAACGAGCUACUUCCUGGACGUCUCGACACAACUUCGGCAGUUUUCAAACUCCUGGAAGCUCAGUUCUGUGGUCCUGAUUCCAGAACGCCUCUGAGAAAUUUCUGCGAUUAUUCUCAAAAAAGGUGUUUCCCAACUAGAAAUAUUGCCAAGGUCAACUUUUUUAGUUGCGAAACAUUGCCACUGUGUUCGAGACAAGAGGCAUGGCAUAUCACCUGUGAUGAAUAGAGGUUGAAGGAACAUCUUGUCCUGACACAUAUGCUGGUUGAGUUGUUCCUUGGCCACCAGUGCACCUGUGUCCGCUGGGCUUUUGUCUUAUAUAUAUUAUUUAUUUAUUUAUUUAAUCAUUUACUGAAUAAUUUAUUGAAUCAUUACGUGAACACACACACACACACACACAGGUCCUAGCAGCUGAGUGGACAGGGCUCUGGGUUCGUAGUCCUAAGGGCCCUGGUUCGAUUCCCGAACGAGGCAGAGUUAAUUUCACCUGAUGGCCCUGUUCACCUAGCAGUUAACAGGUACCAGGGAGUUAGACAAAUGCUACGGGCUGCAUCCUGCGAAUGUGUGCUUGUAUGUAUUAGAGAAAUAUAUGUAAUAGUUAUGGCAGAGAAAAAAUAGGUCGUGAGUCAGUAAAGACAACGGGCGGCUAGAAAGGCGGGGACCAAGAGCUAACAGCUCAAUCCUGCAGGCACAAAUAGCAAAUACAAACACACACACAAUCAGCAAAGAUAAACCAAAGAUAAUAAAGUAGACGCAAGAGGCAUCAGUUAACUUAGACUGGAGCCUAGUGAUUGCCGGGUAUAUAACUUCGUCUGUUUCUUCUUUAUUGUACGAAGACUGUAUCUGCCACGGCCAGUUGUGACCAGAUAACAAGCGUCUAAAAUGUAUGCUUUUGCCUUACGAUAUCCGUGACUGUACCUGGUCCCUGGACCGGUGCUGAUGGUCAUUGGUUCUGGAAAGCGUACAGUUUUUCAACGGUUAUAUUUCCACUUCUAAAAUGUUAAAAUUUUUUCAACGGUUAUAUUUCCACUUCUAAAAUGUUAAAAUUUGGACAUUUUAGUCCUUACUGGUGUCCUUCUGAGAGUAUUCACUCUGAAUUUACUUUAGUAAAGUGUCUGGUUUAUAUUAUCAUACAAGAGUGCAUAGUUCACAUUUUCCAUGUACAAUUAGAAUCUAAAAAUGUAUUUUGGAUGCAAUAAAAAUA
Molecule: messenger RNA, 3376 nt
Organism: Procambarus clarkii (red swamp crayfish)
Lineage: Eukaryota; Metazoa; Arthropoda; Malacostraca; Decapoda; Cambaridae
Source: RefSeq, a predicted model, not a curated record